Molecule: messenger RNA, 237 nt
Organism: Nestor notabilis (Kea)
Lineage: Eukaryota; Metazoa; Chordata; Aves; Psittaciformes; Psittacidae
Gene: SUPT4H1
Product: suppressor of Ty 4 homolog 1 (S. cerevisiae)
Exons: 4
Biological process (GO): chromatin organization; regulation of transcription elongation by RNA polymerase II; positive regulation of DNA-templated transcription, elongation
Cellular component (GO): nucleus; DSIF complex
Molecular function (GO): zinc ion binding; RNA polymerase II complex binding
Source: RefSeq, a predicted model, not a curated record
CUGCAGAUGAAGGGCAACCGGGAGAUGGUCUAUGACUGUACCAGCUCCUCCUUCGACGGGAUCAUCGCGAUGAUGAGCCCUGAGGACAGCUGGGUCUCCAAGUGGCAGCGGAUCAGUAACUUCAAGCCGGGUGUUUAUGCAGUGUCAGUGACUGGCCGCCUGCCUCAAGGGAUCGUCCGAGAGCUGAAGAGCCGUGGCGUGGCUUACAAGUCUCGAGACACAGCUAUAAAAACCUAA